Mercurialis annua (annual mercury) is the source of this 1201-nucleotide messenger RNA. Its product is annotated as VQ motif-containing protein 20-like. The coding region runs from base 200 to 820 and encodes 206 amino acids. The transcript has a single exon. Lineage: Eukaryota; Viridiplantae; Streptophyta; Magnoliopsida; Malpighiales; Euphorbiaceae. Gene Ontology annotation, cellular component: nucleus. The record is from RefSeq and is a predicted model, not a curated record.
AACCUAAAAACGUGUGAAAAAUCUUGUUUCUUGUUAAUUUGCUUAAAGGUUGUUCUUGUUUUCUUAGUUUGUUAGUUCCUUUUUUUCUUUUACUGUCUCUCUAAGCUGACCCGUAUUUAUAAAAUCUCUCGAUCGUUCGUCUUGUUUAUUUCAAAAUUCUAUUCAUUAAUUUCAAGAUUCAAUAACUAAACACCUAAAAAUGAGCCCUGCAAAUUUUAAUGACACCUUCACCAAUGGCCAAGCUCGUCCUUCGCCAUUGAAAAUUAGCAAAGCUUCUCAUCUUAUUCAUAAACAAUCCUCUAAUUCUCCCAAUUCUUCGUCUUCUUCGUUUUCGAACAAUUUUGCGCCUGUUCCGAAAACUAAUCCGGUCAUCAUUUACACGCAUUCGCCGAAAGUUAUCCACACGCAAGCUCGCGAUUUCAUGGCUUUGGUGCAAAAACUAACCGGGCUUUCAAGCUCGAGAAACGAUAGUGAAAUCGCACUCCAUCAGCCGUCCGCCCAGCAAAAACAAGGCGUUCGUGCGAAUAAUAUCAAGCCGAAACGAGUCAAUAGGGAUGAUAAUGAAAAUUGCAACUCGAUUUUAACCGUUGAUAAUUCCAGUGGCGGAUGCGGUGGCGAUAAUGGCGGCUGCGGUGGUAAAAAUCCUUAUUUUACGGGUAUUCCAUUGUUUACGCAAUCUAAUUACUAUUGCUCGCCUAAGCCUGUGUACAGAUACUCCGAUCAUUCAGCUGUUUACGCAUCAUCACCGAGCAUUGGCGCCAAUUCGAUGUCUCCAUCUGUGUUGGAGUUCAUGAAAUUGGAUUACCAGAAUAUUAAUUGAUUAAUUAACGUGAAAUCAAAGUGGUCCGAAAAGGGAAUUAGAGAUAUCCAAGUUAAUUAGUUCUAGUUAAAUGGAUUAUCCUAUUUCUUUUUCAUGUGACCAUAGGGACAGGUUGAUUUUAUUUUUAAUGGUUGUAUUGUUAUUACAUAUGUUAAUUUGUUUUUGUUCUUAAUUUUUUCAUUUGCUUGCAAUUCAAGUUAGGGUUGAUCAAUUAAUCCAUCGAUCAGCUGGGGAUAUACUGAUCGCAUGUGAAUAAUGUUCAUGUACAUUUAAUUUAUUCUUUAGCCAUCCAAGGAUAGUUUGAUCUUUCCUGGUCGGUAUGACAUUGUUGAAUAGCAAUUUUAUUUAUUAUAAAUUCGUAAGACCGUAUUAAUUAAUUAA